Molecule: messenger RNA, 1047 nt
Organism: Pseudophryne corroboree (corroboree frog)
Lineage: Eukaryota; Metazoa; Chordata; Amphibia; Anura; Myobatrachidae
Product: inactive hydroxysteroid dehydrogenase-like protein 1
Exons: 4
Coding region: 1-1047 (348 amino acids)
Cellular component (GO): mitochondrion
Molecular function (GO): oxidoreductase activity
Source: RefSeq, a predicted model, not a curated record
AUGGAGGUGGUGACUGCAGUGAAAGGAGUCUUAUUGCCUUUUUCUCAUGAUGUCUUGCACACCUACUACAGUCACAGGGAGAUAUUGGCUAUUCUAGGAGCCUGGUACACAGUGCGGAAAGCUUUCAGUAUCCUCCGUGGUGGUUGCAGCUUCAUCAGACAAUAUAUUUACCCUUGUAUCCUCAGCAGGACCGAUCAUCUCACACAGUAUGGAGAAUGGGCUGUUGUCACUGGAGCCACAGAUGGAAUUGGCAAAGCGUAUGCGGAGGAGCUGGCAAGCCACGGUGUAAAUAUCAUCUUAGUCAGCCGUAAUAUAGAGAAGCUCCAAAAAGUGUCUGAGGCCAUCACUAGAAGUUACGGGGUGAAAACUCGUUUCAUCGUUGCUGAUUUUAGCUGGGGCCGCGAGGUAUACCCUGCCAUUAAGGAGGGUCUGAGAGAUGUGGAUGUGGGGAUUCUAGUGAACAAUGCCGGAGUUGCCUAUGAGUAUCCACAACUUUUUAAUGAGGUUCCAGAAGACAAGCUGUGGGAGAUCAUCAAUGUCAACAUUGCUGCAGCCGUAAUGAUGGUUCAUAUAGUGCUCCCCGGCAUGGUAAAGAGGAAGAGAGGAGCCAUCAUCAAUGUAUCAUCUGCAUCAUGUUACAAGCCGUUGCCUCUUUUAACUACAUAUGCAGCUUCAAAGAGUUUCUUGGAUUAUUUCAGCCAGACUCUACAUUAUGAAUACUCUUCUAAUGGAAUCUUUAUACAGAGCGUAAUUCCCUUUUUUGUGGUUUCCAAUAUGACAAAUUUUAGCAGUCUUCUUCAGAGUAAGUCUCUGCUUGUUCCCUCUGCAAAGGAUUAUGCGCAUCAAGCAGUGAGAACCAUAGGGGUGUGCCGGAGGACAGCAGGACACUGGUCCCAUUCUAUCCAGGUAGGAAAGAAAAUUAGUCUGAAACACCACACUAUCGGAAUGAAAGAAGAUGAAGGGGCCUUACAGGAUAAAGAUGCCAAUACAGAAACUUGCCUCAUGGAUGUAAUAGCUGGCAGAAAAAUGUACGUCAUAUUAAGAUAG